AUGGGUGUCUCCACGGUUUUGAAAAGGGCUAGGAAUUUACUAGCGACGUUCAUAGUAUGCUGUUUCAUGGCAGUGGUGCUUGUUCUGGCGCUGGUACGUCAUUUCAUCAAUGAGCACAGAGACACUAGAAGCUCAUCGACCCAAAUCGAGGUUAACGACGAGAGUAAAAGAAAUGUACACCAUGAUCACGUUCUUACAAAGACUAAUGCUUACUCGACGCCAUUCCUCGAUUUGGAACAUGACAAAAAAAACGGCAUCGUCUACGAUCAUACGAGGACGGUGAUCCGCAAAAAGAAUCGCGAGGAGGGGCCUUCGUCCCUGCAUAAGAAUCUUUUUCACAAAUUUUUGACAAAGCUCAUUUUCAGGUUCAUCGAGAAGGAAAAGGUUGCCGGAAGUGUGAGGCAGGGAAAGUUCAAUAACAGUAAUAAUGAGAUUGCCAAUCAUGAACCAAUUUUUGAAAAAAUUCCAGUUCAUUCGGACGAUCCGCUACAGAAUCUGGUUUUGUCGGAGGAUUUGGCUUUAGUUCCCAAUCUCAAUUACUAUUUCAACCAGUACAAUAUCCAAAUAGAGGAGUUUCGAUUAGAGACUGAAGACGGAUUUGUUAUAGAUUUGUGGCAUUUGAUACCAAAAUACAGCACGACAGAUUCUGACGAGAAGAAGAAGCCACCAAUUUUGAUGUUACAUGGUCUUUUGCAAAGUAGUGGCUCGUUUGCAUCCAAUGGUAGAAAAUCCCUGGCAUAUUUUCUGUAUCAGUCCGGUUACGACAUAUGGUUAGGAAAUAACAGAUGUGGGUUUAGGCCUGAAUGGAACGAUGCGAAACUACCAACGGUAGCUUCUAAGUGGGACUGGGAUCUUCGCGAAAUGGUUAAGUAUGAUCUAACUUUACUAAUUGAUACUGUCUUAUCUAAGACGCAGUUCGAAAAACUUACUUUGAUCUCGCAUUCUCAGGGUACUACGCAGGGUUUUAUGGGCCUGGUCAAUGAAGACAAGUUUUUCCCUCCCGGUUCAGGAUCCAAGGAAUCAUUCUUUACCUCUAAGAUCGCCAACUAUAUUGCUUUGGCCCCUGCAGUGUAUCCAGGUCCCUUACUAAACGAGAAACUGUUUGUCAAUCUCAUGACAAAGGAAAUCGACAAUCCCUGGUUCUUUGGUGAAACAAGUUUUUUCGAAAUAAUGAUGAUCGUAAGAAAUCUAUGUGUUGGUGAGAGUUUGUUUUCCUUUGUCUGUUACACUAUCUUCAACUACCUGUUUGAUUGGAACGAUACCCUCUGGGAUACCGCAUUAAGGGAUCGCCAUUUCCUAUUUUCCCCAGUUCAUGUUUCAGUGAAAUUAAUGCAAUGGUGGCUGUCGCCCGACCCUAACAAAAUAAGUUUUAAGUUCGGUUCCCAUAAGAUGUUUCCUGAUAACGUUAAAUGGUUUUCAGACGCAUCGAAAGCUCCAAACAUCUACUUGUUUGUUCCGAAGCAAGAUAGAUUGGUGGAUGGUGAAAGAUUAAUCAAUCAUUUCGUUAACGUAGAGUCAAAUGUCAACUACAAGAUCUGGUACAUCGAUGAGUAUGCUCACAUCGAUGUUCUAUGGGCACAUGACGUCAUAGAAAGAAUUGGGAAACCAAUUUUACAGAAUUUGAAUAACUAUUACUCCAAGAAGCCAUCUAGUGCGUUUGAAAGUGAUUGUUCCGAUACAGAGGUGGAAACAGAGUUGGAGAUGGUUAAUGAGAAGGCUUGA
This is a messenger RNA of Saccharomyces mikatae IFO 1815, 1722 nucleotides long. It is a transcript of the gene YEH1, whose product is annotated as sterol esterase. Bases 1 to 1722 code for a protein of 573 amino acids. Lineage: Eukaryota; Fungi; Ascomycota; Saccharomycetes; Saccharomycetales; Saccharomycetaceae. The transcript has a single exon. The record is from RefSeq and is a predicted model, not a curated record. Gene Ontology annotation, biological process: lipid metabolic process.